AUGGUUUUAGGACAUCACUGGAACAUUCGGGAAGUGGAAACACAGCUGCCUGCUCUACAGCAAUAUAAAGUCCUGGUUCAGUCUCAGGAACGAGAGCUGAGCCAGUUAAAGGAGAAGUUCCAGGAAGGGAGAGAUGCCGCCCGCGCAUUGAAUCACCAUCUCCAGGCCCUGCUCACUCCGGAUGAGCAGCCCAACUCUCAGGGGCGGGACCUCCGAGAACAGUUGGCCGAGGGCUGUAGGCUGGUACAGCACCUCGUCCGAAAGCUCACCCCAGAAAGUGAUGAAGGUGACGAUGAAGAUGUUGAAGUUGAGGAGGCUGAGAAAGUACAGGAAUCAUAUGCCCCCAGGGAGGUGCGGAAGGCUGAAGAAAAGGAAGUCCCUGAGGACUCAGUGGAGGAAUGUGCUGUCACUUGUUCAAAUGGCUAUGGCCCUUCUGAGUCCAACCAGCCUCACAAGAACUCCAAAAUCACAUUUGAGGAAGACCAAGUGGACUUGACUCUGCUUAUAGACCGUGAAUCGUCUCCUGAUGGAUGGCAGGAUGCUCUAAACCUUCUCCCAGUCCCUGGCUCCACCUCUUCUACCACAAACAUCAGCAUGGUGGUAUCUGCGGGCCCUUGGUCCAGUGAGAAGUCAGAGAUGAACACUCUCGAAAUCAACGAGAAAUUGCGCCCCCAGCGGACAGAGAACAAACAUCAGUUCCUAAACACCAAGGAGAAAUUUCUUGUAACUCAAGUGGCCUACUUUCUCUCCAAGGGGCAGAACACUUACAGUAAGUCUCCUUGAGGACAUUGUCUUAAAAAUCUCUAUUGCAAUAUUCGAACUGAUCACUCACCCCUUUCCACUGUUCAAUUUUCUCUACUAUCUCACCUUAGGCAAUAUAAAGUCCUGGUUCAGUCUCAGGAACGAGAGCUGAGCCAGUUAAGGGAGAAGUUCCAGGAAGGGAGAGAUGCCUCCCGCGCACUGAAAGAGCAUCUCCAGGCCCUCCUCACUCUGGAUGAGCCGGCCAACUCCCAGAGGCGGCACCUCCGAGAACAGCUGGCCCAGGGCUGUAGGGUGGCACAGCACCUCGUCAGAAAGCUCACCACAGACUAUGAAGAGUGCAAAGACCUCCUAAAAUCUAUGCUGAGGGAUGAGCUUCAGUUGAAGGAGGAGAAGCUUGCAGAGCAGCUCAGGCAAGCUGAGGAGCUCAG
Molecule: messenger RNA, 1190 nt
Organism: Mandrillus leucophaeus (drill)
Lineage: Eukaryota; Metazoa; Chordata; Mammalia; Primates; Cercopithecidae
Product: neuroblastoma breakpoint family member 21-like
Exons: 8
Source: RefSeq, a predicted model, not a curated record